Messenger RNA from Sorex araneus (European shrew), 4026 nucleotides. RefSeq names its product G protein subunit gamma 2 (gene GNG2). Gene Ontology annotation, biological process: G protein-coupled receptor signaling pathway. The transcript has 6 exons. Gene Ontology annotation, cellular component: heterotrimeric G-protein complex. The record is from RefSeq and is a predicted model, not a curated record. NCBI's taxonomy places the organism in Eukaryota, Metazoa, Chordata, Mammalia, Eulipotyphla, Soricidae. Gene Ontology annotation, molecular function: G-protein beta-subunit binding. The coding region runs from base 520 to 735 and encodes 71 amino acids.
UAAUCAAGUGAGGGUCAGAAGUCCUAAAGAAGGCAGAACUGGUGGAGUGAGCCAUUAAAUGGGAUAAGAGAGGAGGAAGAAAACAGUUAAGGGCUACCAAGAGGAGGAGGAAGUGGGAGAUGCGCUGCUUCCGUAAAAUCAUCGAUGAUUGAAGACAAAGCUGGGUGGGGACUAGUCCCUGGACUGCAGGCGCCGCUGCUACACAUACACGCAACGGCUGCCACUCCGUGGGCUGCUUCUACUACUGCUGCGCUGGGCUGGGCUGGGCUGGGCUGGGCGGGUUGCACCGGAGCUCGCCUGAACACAGCGGCUCCAGUGAGAGGAGAGACGCCUCUGAACAGCCUCAAGAGCAGCCCCUGGAAACCACUAUUCUGCUUUCUGACUCUGAGAAUUUGACUGCUCUAAGUACCUUAUCCAGAUCUUCCAAGAGCCUGAGGCUUUGAGAACUGAAAAGAAAUUUUCCAUCUCUGAAUUAAUCUCUCUUGAAAAGUGUGCUUAAAAGACCCUCCCAGCUCUCCAAUGGCCAGCAACAACACCGCCAGCAUAGCUCAAGCAAGAAAGCUGGUAGAACAACUGAAGAUGGAAGCUAACAUUGAUAGGAUAAAGGUAUCCAAGGCCGCCGCAGACCUGAUGGCCUACUGCGAAGCGCAUGCCAAGGAGGACCCGCUGAUGACCCCCGUUCCUGCGUCAGAGAACCCCUUUAGGGAGAAGAAGUUUUUCUGUGCUAUCCUUUAAGUCUUCACGAGAAGCCUGCAGAGCCUCGGGGGCUCCUGGGACACUGAUGUAGAGUUUUUAGCAAAGUGGGCACCUUUCUUGUCCACAGCAUUUGAAGAGAGGGAGAGAACCCGCCUGGCAGCUCCAGGCUAUGCAUGUUUAAAGAACGAGACCCCUUUACGAGAAUGAAAGCUGUUCUACAGCCUGACUGAAGAGAUCGGAUACCUGCUCCGCCGCCUGGAGGAGGGGACUAUGUAAUCGGUGUCAUUUCUUUUCUGCUAUCCCUCCCCAAACAUUGUGUUUCUGCUCUGUAUUUUAAAAAAAUUAAUAAUGAUAAUAAAAAUUCAAACAGACAGCUUUUCUGGCUGAGAUAUGUAUAAUCUUCUGGGAAUGAAAAUUGCCUUUAGAAUACCCUUUGAUAAGCUGAGUCGUGCAGUGUAGCUGUGAUUCAGUUUAAUGGCAUUGAUGUUGAGUCUUUGUGCCUUUAUUUUUCUUUUUUUCCUUAUUCUGUACCCCUCUCCUUUAUUCUCUUCCCAUUAGAGUAGUUCUGCAGAUAAGGCUGGACUUGUAGUAAGAUGAUACUCCAAGGAUGAGCACCCGAAGUGUUUAGAGAGAUGUUCCCCGUGGUUUAUCCUCAUGGUAACAACAAUGCUGAUUGUCUGUGUUCUCUUAUCACUAUUCCUAACAUUUGUACAUGAUAGCUUCGAUUCUGCAAGUAACCAUGUGUUGUGACUGGUGCUUUCAUAUAUUUGUGGCAAUUUUUGGGGUAAUACUGCAUGAAAAUGUCCCUAUGUUACAUCCAUUCAGAAGUUUUGUUGUUUUACUAUCAAGUUGGAAAAUGGAAGGAGAGAGAAAAGAAGCUGGGGAGGAAAAAUCCUCGGUGGUUUUGAAAAAUGAAAUGACUUCAGAGCCUUAGCCAUGCCUAAAAUACCUCCAAGUUAAAAUUGGCCUAAACGCCUCUUCAACAGAUUUUCCAGAUUCCAAAGCCUUUGGUUUUAAUUAUCCAGGAUGCAGGGCAGCAUAGGUGCCCUCAAGCCAGAGAGGGAAGGCUUCACCAUGAGUGCGUAAGUGCUGUCAUUACCCAGUAGAGUAAAUUUCCUCUUUCCCUAAAUUGUAUGAACUCUCAGUUGCAUGAUACUUGCUGGAAAAGGACAACUUUCUGAACUCUUUUCAAAACAGUGGCCCUCGGAGGCUGGAACGAUAGUUCAGCAGGUAGGGCAUUUGCCUUGCACGCGGCAGACGCAGGUUCGAUUCCCAGCAUCCCAUAUGGUCCCCCAAGCACUGCCAGGAGUAAUUCUUGAGGGCAUGAGCCAGGAGAAACCCCUGAGCAUCGCCGGGUGUAGCCCAAAAAGCAAAAAAUCAAAAACAAAAACAGUGGCCCUCCUCUAUUCCAGUACUAGGAGUGACAAACUCUUGAUUCUAUAGAAGACUAAUUCUCAGAAUCCCUGCCACUUACCAGCCAGGGAGAAGGGGGGCAAAGAGAGUCCCCCCAGAGCUAGCUAGCCCACAAAAGGUUCUGGCUCCUUAAUCCACUGAGAUGGUCUUUAUUUUGCAACCCCUAAAUUUUCCAAUAUACUCUUUUGUUUCUGAUUUUGUUGUACUCAUUUGUGAGUCUCUUGGCCUUUAUCUACAACUUCUUUGCAGCUAGAGCUCUCUCAUCCCAGGAGAGGAUUCGAAAAUGACUUUUCCCUGCAGCUCUAGCUUCCACCAGUAAUACAGCCCGGCAGCCUUUCUAGAUUUUUCUCCGGGUCAUGCUCAGGCCAAAGAUGGACUCUUAUAUCUUGUUUGCUUUGAUAGCCCAAAGCAUUUUAUUUUACUUUUACUAUUUUCUUCCUUCUAUUUAAAAAUAUAGUAAGAGGAGGGUAGAGAGGGAAGAAAGAGGAGAUAAACACAUAUAAAGUGUUAAGGACAGACUUUCCCACAAACUUGGUAAAUAAUUAUUUUUAUGGGCAUGAUAGUAAAAAUAAAAACAUCCAAGUGAGGCCAUGCUUGAAUGGAAGGAAGAAAAUACUAAGGCACUUACAAAAUAGUAAAUGUGCUUCUAUAACUAGAUACUUCUGUUCAAACCUGGGGGCUUUGGUAAUAGUCCAUGGGAAGCUGAUGAAGACAUAAAGGGGAAACAAAUCUGGCAGGGUAUUUAUUCUUAAACUACAAUGUUGGGCCAACAGUUGAAUGAUACUGUUGAAUCAGCCUAAAUUCUAUACACUUGUUUAGUAUUAGCCAAACUAUGCAUUGAAAAUAUGUGACCGACCCCAUAUAAACAAUGAAGUACUCUUAUAGUAGUUGUUAAGGCAUCAUUAUGAGACCCUGAUGAUCUUUAUAAUUGGCACAACUUAUUCUUUUUAGAAGCAUUUUUUAUAUUUUCACAUAAAUCUAGAUCUUAGGAGUUACAGGGUAGAAUGAAAACAUUUAGGAGGCAUCAUAAGAAAGCUCUGAGUUAAGGAUAUCCCAAAUUGUCUAUAACAUUUUUAACAGGAGAGAGAAUGCAUAAAGCACAGACCAGCUGAAAUUAGGUUUAAAUUAUUUUUGGCUUUUUCAUAAUUUUAUGUCCGGCAGUUGGAAUUAUAAUACCAAAGUCUUUAAAUGUGUUUUGACUUAUUGGUAUUUUCACCUGUUGAAGGGGCUAGGGAAAUCUUUGAUUACUUAUGCCUCUAAAGAGCUUUAAUUCUCUUAAAGAAUUUAAGUCAACAAUCAUUUUCACCAGCAUAAUUUUAUCUAAAGGAGUGACUGAUAGGAAACUUAGCUUAUGUAUUGGAUAGUAAUGAAAAUAUGCCACGACAUUAGGUUAAGCAUUAAAACUAUGUUUAUUAUUUAAAAAGCAAACUAUUUUUUAAAAAAAACUUUUUUUCUGCAUCAUUCUUAACAUUAAUUUUGGUUUUCAUUAUUUUCUAGUUUCAAACCAAGUCCAUUUAGUUUAAAACGGUUUGCCAGUAAGUACUUAGGACUGAGGCUAAUUUUACUAAUUUUAAUAAUGUUUGAAAUAGAUUGUGUACCAAGGAAAAAUUAAAAACUGUUCCUCCAUACUGUCAUAUUCACAUAAGGAAUUUUGAGAAAUCAAGCAUGCUGUCUUCUGAAAUUUUGUACUUUUUUAAGUAUUUGCUUCUGACUGCUCCUGGCUAUGGUCAAUUGUUAGAAACAUUAAUGUUUUCCCAGCUCAAGAAUUGCUCAUUUAUUCCAUAUAUAAGAUCUAUGGAGUGUCUUUCAGAGAGGGAAAUGCAGAGAUGUUAAAGCAGGAAAACCUGAAUGUGAUGUGUGCAUUUUCAUCCCACAUAAAUAAUGUAUUUGUUUUAAUAAAUGGAAUUUUCAGACUCA